ACACAAAUUGAAAUAGAAAUCAAAAGUUACCUUAUUGCUUUUUGCUCUACAGAAGGUAUUUAAUCUGAUAACCUCAAGUGAGGUACCGGAAUAGAAAGACUACAUCAACCACAAUCCAUUGCAGGUCAUGUAUAUCCACGUUUCAUGUGACGAUAGAUGAUGGAUGACAGCUGUGGGCCAAGAAUAAAAGGACCGUUGAUCUGCAACAGAACAUUAUGGAUAUCUUCUGUUUGGUCGUUUUGUCCUCAAAUUGAACAGCUGAAAUCUUAGCAAAGUAGCAGUUUACAUAGUUAACCAGUCAAAAAAAAAUUCUGAAGAAAAAUAUCCAGCUACCAGAGUAAUCGACAGCAAUAUACUGCUUUGACAGCUAAGCUAGCUAGUUAGCACACCAGAUAGGUUCUCGACCAGACGUGUGACCAAGUAGUCACACCCUAAUCUGGGGCAACAUGAGUGAAAUGUAGACCAGAAUAAUGCAACAUGUAGUAGGACUUUUGUCAUCGUGAAAGAAAUUCAUUUUUUUCAGAAUCUGGACAUGGCUGCCUCAUCAUGCUACAGCCGCCCGCGAGAUAGCGCUUGCCAGCCAGUCUGCUAAAUCAACUAGCUACAUCGGAGCUUGAAAACAAUUCGUUUUUUUUGUUGCACAUAUAAUAUUGUGGUAUUAUGAAUUCACCCAUGUAUACAUUUGUCGCCCGAGACGACAACAGUACUAUUUAUGCUGAAGUUUCCAAAAUUCUCGUCGCUACUGGACAAUGGAAGAGACUGAAAAAGGAUAAUCCCCGAUUCAACUUGAUGUUGGGCGAACGGAACAGACUGCCAUUUGGACGGCUUGGUCAUGAGCCUGGACUGAUGCAACUGGUGAAUUAUUACAGAGGAGCAGACAAGUUGUGCCGCAAAGCAUCUUUAGUCAAGUUAAUCAAGACUAGCCCGGAGCUUCCAGAUCCUGGCAACUGGUUGCCUGAAUCGUAUAUCAUCUAUCCUACUAACCUCAACACUCCCAUUGCGCCUGCAAAGAAUGGCAUAAGCCACCUGAAAAGUAACCCCAAGACGGAUGAAAGAGAAGUUUUCCUGGCCUCUUAUCACUCAAGGAAGGAAAGCGGAGAGGGAACAGUGUGGAUCGCCAAGUCAUCUGCUGGAGCAAAAGGUGCUGGGAUUUUGAUAUCCCACGAUGCAAAUCAAUUGCUGGAGUUCAUUGAUAAUCAAGGGCAGGUUCAUGUCAUUCAGAAGUACCUAGAAAGACCACUACUGUUGCAACCUGGCAACCGUAAAUUUGACAUCAGGAGCUGGGUGCUCGUGGACCAUCAGUACAACAUCUACCUUUACCGGGAGGGUGUGCUGCGGACGGCCUCGGAGCCCUACGACAGCUCCAACUUCCAGGACGUGACCAGCCACCUGACCAACCACUGCAUCCAGAAAGAGCACUCUCAGAACUAUGGCCGCUACGAGGAGGGCAACGAGAUGUUCUUCGACGAGUUCCGGCAGUACCUGCUGAGCACCCACAACAUAGUGCUGGAGACCAACAUUUUACCUCAGAUAAAGCAGAUUAUAAGGAGCUGUCUGACAUGCAUUGAACCUGCCAUCAGCACUAAGCACUUGUCCUAUCAGAGCUUCCAGCUCUUCGGCUUUGACUUCAUGGUGGAUGAGAGCUUCAAGGUGUGGCUGAUAGAGAUUAAUGGAGCUCCGGCCUGCGCACAGAAACUCUACCCGGAGCUAUGCCAAGGUAUCGUGGACGUGGCCAUCUCCACUGUCUUCACACUGAACAACGAUUCCGAACCACGAUCAUCUUCCUCCUCCCCUGCUCCCUACUCCUCCUCCCCUUCAUUUUCUGCUCUCACCUCAUCCUCUUGUUCCUCUCCGAAACUGAGAGGACCUCUCCACGUGGGCCCAUUCACCCGAUUGUAAGUCCCCCCCCCCCCCCCCCCCCCCCGCUUCAGAAGUUCCACCCUCCGCUCCUCACUUCUAGGCUUUUCUGAGAGGUCCUACAGGUCUGGAAGCUUGCCACCUCAUUGGUUCUUGUUUGGCAAGUCUCAAAGUGGUUUACCCUUGUGAUUGACUGAAGAUUGAAUGUGGGACCUUCUCGUAUGUGCUACCAGAUUUUCCUCUCUCAUACACCACAAUGGAAGGGCAUUUCAGAGGAAAGCCUGGGCAGACAUGCAGAAUAUGAAUGUGGAGACUUGGUGAAUGUUUGGGUGAUGAUGAUGAAUGGGCGACAGACUGAUGACCGGUUUGGGGGUCCCAGAGCAAUGAGAGAAGCCCUUGUGUUUCAGUGCUGCCACUGAGGCUCCCCUAGACUGUGUAUGGAUGACCUCUGAAGAUGGAGGGGAUGCUUUACUUAUUAUACAGACUAGUGCCUUACAUCUCCACCCAUACCCACUUAAAGAUGCAACCUGACGAAUUAGCAUAGCAUUUCUGCUACUGUGUGUUACGUGAGCCAGUGUAUUGUCGGUCAGGCAAGUGUGUGUGUAUGUGCGAUGUAGACUCUUUUUUUUUUUAUUAUUAUUUUUUUCUUCUUCUCUCUCUGGGUUUGUAGAUCUUUGGGUUUAUCCACAAAAGUUAGCAUUCCUACAUCUUUGUUUCAUAUCAUGGUUAUUCACAAAGCCCCGGAGAGUUUUGUGUACUGCAGUUUUUAAAAGUAUUAAAGCAAAAAAAUAGGAGGCAUCCAGUUUCUAUUUUAUUGCUAUGUAAAUUGUAUUAUAGCUAUUUGAUAGCUAUUAUUCUGCGCAUGCCGUGUAGUUUUUUUAGGUCUUCGAUUUGAGACCUUUUUUCCCCAAGUUAAUUUAGUCAGUGUUGUUAAUUCCCCCCUUGUAUAAGAGAAGAUUCAUAGACAGAUUACUUAUUUCUGU
Molecule: messenger RNA, 2840 nt
Organism: Oncorhynchus mykiss (rainbow trout)
Lineage: Eukaryota; Metazoa; Chordata; Actinopteri; Salmoniformes; Salmonidae
Product: tubulin--tyrosine ligase
Biological process (GO): microtubule cytoskeleton organization; protein modification process
Cellular component (GO): spindle microtubule
Molecular function (GO): tubulin-tyrosine ligase activity
Source: RefSeq, a predicted model, not a curated record